UAAAAUAAACAUUAAUAAUAUAGACAUUAUUCGACAAGAAAAACCUUCACGAUUUGAGUAUUUUCAAGGUUUAAAUAUACUUUUAAAGUAUCCAAAUUCAUCAUUCAUAAUAUUCACAAAUUUGAAAUAAAUAACGUUUAAAAUAUUUUUGAAAAUUUCACCCAAUUCGGUUCUGUUUAUUGUUUUUCUAUGAAAAAGUGAGAGAAUUAAUACCUAAUCAUGAAUGUCGCGGAUGUGGACCAAGGAGUCAUAAUUAAAUCCAAGAGACCAUCAGACUCGAAUUUUAAGCAACAAAGAUUACCUUCAUGGCAACCAAUACUUACUGCUGGAACUGUUUUACCAACAUUCUUCAUAAUUGGAAUCGCAUUCAUACCUGUUGGAAUUGUUUUGCUAUAUUUCUCAAAUAGUGUUCAAGAACAUGUUAUCAACUAUACGCACUGUAAUAGGACUCAGGGUGACAUGACUUGUGCGAGAUUUCUUCAGGAAAAUCCAAACACCUCUGAACGUUGUGUCUGUGAAAUUGGAUUCAACCUAAAUGUUGACUUUAAGAGAAAUGUCUUUAUGUAUUAUGGAUUAACAAACUACUAUCAGAAUCAUCGACGAUACGUCAAGUCUCGUGAUGACAAUCAGCUUUUAGGUGAAUUUGGUGGCGAACCAACUGAUUGCGCACCAUUUGACAGAGAUAUAAAUGGCAAUACUAUCGUUCCCUGUGGUGCAAUUGCUAAUUCACUGUUUAAUGAUACUCUAUCACUCAAAUCAGAUUCAUUUGGUCCAGUCUUGCAUAAUAAUACUGGAAUUGCAUGGCCAAGUGACAAACAAAUAAAGUUCAGAAAUCCACCAAAUUGGAGGGAUGCACUUAAAAACAAAGGACGACCAAUUGCAUGGAGAAAGAAUUUAUGGGAACUAGAUCCAUUGAAUGAGAAUAAUAAUGGGCUACAAAAUGAAGACUUGAUUGUUUGGAUGCGUACUGCUGCUUUGCCAAGCUUCAGAAAGUUAUAUCGUCGAGUGUUUCAUGAAGGAAGUUAUUCUAAUGGACUUCCAAGGGGACGAUAUGUGCUAAAUGUUGAGUACAACUACCCCGUAACCCAGUUUGAUGGCACGAAAUUAUUCAUUCUUUCAAACACUUCGUUUUUGGGUGGAAAGAACUCUUUCUUAGGAUAUGCUUACAUUGCAGUCGGUAGCAUUUGUGUCAUACUAGGCAUUGUGCUGCUUAUUGUUCAUCUUAAGUAUCGAAGAAAAAUCAAUUUCAUUUUCUAUUAUAGUCAUGCACAUUCUUCAACAACAUCAAAUACAAACCCUAGAACUCCAUAUACCUAAACUAUUAUUCAGGAAUGAAGUGGAAAUAAUAAAAUAGAACAAGUCAUUAUUUACUACCACUGCAAAGUAACAACAACACAUUAAAAAUGUUAUGUCAUAGUAGACAAAUGGUUCCUAUACUUCUCCUUUUUUAUUUCUUACUUAUUUAUCAACACAUCAUUCAGAAUGAAAUUCAAUGCCAAAAAAGUUUUGCAGCAUAAAAAAGAAAAUGUCUUUUUUCG
Molecule: messenger RNA, 1538 nt
Organism: Chironomus riparius
Lineage: Eukaryota; Metazoa; Arthropoda; Insecta; Diptera; Chironomidae
Source: the annotation of a GenBank genome assembly